AUGGAGGCCAUCUUCUCUCGGCCGGCUCUCGCCUGCGCCAGCCGCGCCGUUAAUCCCCUCCACCCCGCUGCGACAGCAGCGACGACUAGUUCAGCCCGUCUGCUGUUUUUCACAAACACAAAUGCCAUCGGAGUACCGGCCACAGUCCGUCAUGCGUCGACGUCGAGACGUCAUCGCCGCAUGCUCCGGAUCCCCCCGCACCCCUCGUUCCUGACCAAGCCCGAUACGGACCAGAUCAUCUUCAACCCUCCCUCCUCCGCGCCUUCAGUUUACCAUACUCCCUUUAAGUUCCUUCCCAAGUCCGACCCUCGCCGUCGUGCUGCCCUUGCAUCAGAGCUCUUCUCCCAACCAUCAGCAUCAACGCAAACACAAAGUUCGAGCAAUCCAGCCGAUAUACUUACUCAGUACGACCAGAUGAACCCCCCGAAGGGAGACUUCAACGUUGAGGACAUCCCCCCUCUGCGACAGGAUCUGCAACCGCCGUCAAACCCGCGGCAUCAUUUAACCAAGGAGGACAUUGAGGAGAUGCGGAGGCUGCGCGCCGAGGAUCCUAUCAAGAAUAGCGUCUUGAGCCUUGCUCGCCGCUUCAACUGCAGCAAGCUGUUCGUGCUGAUGUGCUGCAAGACAACUCCCGAACACGCUAAGCGCAUACGGGAACGGGAGGAGAAGAUUCGCGCUCGCUGGGGCCCUGUGAAGAGGGCGGCAAGAGAAGAGAGACAGAUCCGGAAGGAAAUGAUCUUGCGCGGGGAGCUAUGA
Thermochaetoides thermophila DSM 1495 is the source of this 756-nucleotide messenger RNA. Its product is annotated as mitochondrial 54S ribosomal protein mL58. The transcript has a single exon. NCBI's taxonomy places the organism in Eukaryota, Fungi, Ascomycota, Sordariomycetes, Sordariales, Chaetomiaceae. The record is from RefSeq and is a predicted model, not a curated record. Gene Ontology annotation, cellular component: mitochondrial large ribosomal subunit. Gene Ontology annotation, molecular function: structural constituent of ribosome. The coding region runs from base 1 to 756 and encodes 251 amino acids.